This is a messenger RNA of Nematostella vectensis (starlet sea anemone), 4826 nucleotides long. RefSeq names its product chondroitin sulfate synthase 1. The record is from RefSeq and is a predicted model, not a curated record. Lineage: Eukaryota; Metazoa; Cnidaria; Anthozoa; Actiniaria; Edwardsiidae. The coding region runs from base 489 to 2678 and encodes 729 amino acids. Gene Ontology annotation, cellular component: Golgi cisterna membrane. The transcript is spliced from 2 exons. Gene Ontology annotation, molecular function: glucuronosyl-N-acetylgalactosaminyl-proteoglycan 4-beta-N-acetylgalactosaminyltransferase activity.
UUGUUGUUCAUCCAGUUUUCCCAUGUAAUUGUUGUGUUGACAGUCGGCAUCAGCAGGUAAACAAUUCACGUCUGGCCAAUCGCAUCGCCCCGCUUACUUAUUUAUCACCACCAUCCAAGGACAGCGAACAGCGACAAAAACAUCAAAAGCGGCUUCAGAAAGAAGGGCUUGAAUUUGAAGAAUCCCUUGUCCGUUUUCAUUUGAGAGGAUUUGGUUAUCAAAGGAAACAAGGAACAGUACCUUGUGAACGGCUGAGUGAAUUUCCUUGGCAACUGAACAAGGGAUAAAAAAUUAUAUGCACGUGGACUUUAGGAUGUGACGUCAAAAUUUACAUAUGGCGGAUUGACCUUUUCGAAGCCAGCUGAAUAAAUUUUGAUUUAGGACGGUAUACCGGGAUACAAGCGCAUUAGGGCAAUGUGUAUGAAAAGUAUAUGUUAUUUCAUUAUCAAAGCGUGAAGUAAGGAUUGCUUUGCUUGCAUUUACCAAGAAUGAAGCCAAGACAGAUGAGUUUACGAGGGGUUUUAACACUUUUAGUUGGCUUGGUUUGUGGAUUUACUAUCGCUCUAUGGCUACGCCAGAAUUUACUCCCAUUGCCCCAAAGACGAUGUCAUAUGAACUUCCAAAAAGAUAUACGACCGAAGAGUGUCUCGAAGGAACUUGGAACAAGGAAGUUGAUUUUCAUUGGUGUCAUGACUGCGGAGAAGUUUUUAGACUCUAGAGCAAAGGCUGUGUUUGAAACUUGGGGAAAGAAAGUGCCUGGAAAGCUAGAGUUCUUCUCAAGUAGUAGCUCUAAAAAUAAUCUAAAUUUACCAGUUGUGAGCUUGCCCGGUGUGGACGAUUCUUAUCCGCCUCAAAGAAAAUCCAUGUUGAUGUUGAAAUACAUGCACGACAACUAUAUCGAUCAGUUCGAGUGGUUUAUGCGAUCGGAUGACGAUGUGUACAUCAGGACAGAUAAACUGUCCGACUUCCUGCACUCUUUAAACAGUUCUCAGGAUAUUUAUAUCGGCCAGGCUGGCACUGGAAAUAGGGCCGAGAAAGGGCUCCUAGGACUUGGUUACGGUGAUAAUUUUUGCAUGGGAGGCCCUGGAAUGGUAAUGAGUAGGAGCGUUUUAAAAAAAGUUGUCGGGCAUAUCGAGUUUUGCUUGCAGAAUUUGGUAACAAGCCACGAAGAUGUUGAAGUUGGCCGCUGCAUAAAGAGAUUUGUCGGUAUAUCGUGUACUUGGGCGUUUGAGAUGCAAGCGCUGUUCUACCAUAACCAGUCUCUCACCAUGGCAUUCCACGGCAACCUGGACACCAAGUCCGUGCGUAAGGCCAUCACCCUCCACCCUAUCAAAAAGCCGCCCUACAUGUACCGUAUGCAUUCACACUUCUUGGGCAUGAAGAUACAGGACCUCCAGCACCGCGCCGUCAAGCUACAGAGGAGUUUGCGUAAUAUGGACCGGCUACUCAGCGCGAGCACUAAUGAGCUUACUGCAGACGAGAAGGUUAGCUUUCAAGAUGUGCGCGACUUUCAUAGUCAGUUAUCUGUGAAUUAUACGGAGUCUUGGGAUAUGUUCACUGCCACGAAGUUCUACUCCGAUUUGACGCUCCAGCCGCCCGAGACUGGAAUGCGUAAUCCGCUAAAAGACGGCCUAAACCACGUGCUUAGUCAAACGAUGGAGCUGAUAAAUGAAGAAGCGAGCAAGGUACUUCACAGAAGUCUGGAAUUCAAGAAGCUCAAUCACGGGUAUAUAAGGAUUCAUCCCUUAUUUGGUGCUCAGUAUAUUAUGGACAUGCUUAUGAAGUAUCAUCGUCAUAUAGGGCAUAACAGGCGGCGUAUGACGGUCCAUGUGCGACAUCAUGCGUAUCUCCAACAGCCCUUCGGAAACCUCGUGUAUCGCGCCGAGCCAUCCACGAAGCGCUCAAAGACCAUCCACUUCAUUCUCCCGCUAGCAGGACGCUAUAGCACUUUUGUACGCUUCAUGAAGACCUUCGAGUCCGUAUGCUUAAACCUAAGAGCCGAUGUCAAACUACUGAUUGUUUAUUUCCCGGAAGUUGCGGAAUCCCACCAGCACAAAUCCCUGAUCAAAAAGUAUCAGACUCGCUACCCUGAAGCGGAACUCCUGUGGAUCGAGGCCAUGGGGACGUUCUCCAGGGGACUAGGUCUUACCCUAGGUGCCAACCAGUUCGGUAAAAACUCCCUUCUAUUCUUUUGCGACGUUGACCUGAUCUUCAGUGCGGGAUUCCUCGACCGAUGUCGGAAUAACGCGGCGUUAGGAAAACAAGUGUACUAUCCCAUGGUGUUUAGUCAGUUUGACCCUAACAUUACUUAUCCUGGGGGUUAUAAAGAAGAGUAUAACUUCCUCUUUAACAAGAAUGCGGGGUUUUGGAGAACUUACGCAUUCGGAAUUGUUUGCAUGCAUAGUCAUGACUUAAAGACCGUAGGCGGGUUCGAUACUACGAUCCAAGGCUGGGGGCUAGAAGACGUGGACUUGUACGAAAAGUUUAUAAAGCACGAUGAGAUAUCAGUAUUUCGUUCAGCGGAUCCAGGGCUAGUACAUAUAUACCACCCUGUAGUGUGUGACGCAAAUCUGGUGGACAGGCAGUUACAGAUGUGCCACGCGUCUAAGGCUUCCGGAUUCGCUUCACAGACUUCAGUUCUGAAGGCUCUUAUUAGUAAAGGCUUUGUAAAUAGAUGAUACAGGAGAUUAUGUAGUGCAAAGCAAAAGGGCAAAGCGUCAGUUACUAUCAUCAUGGAAUCCGGAAAGACAUUGCAUCGUCGAUGGUAGACAUGCAUCAUCUGUGAGCCUUCGUGCUGAUGGUGAGCGGACUCCCUGGAGUCGACAUGCGCAACCGAAGGUAGUGAAAUGUCUCAAAGCAAGAAUUCCUUAAAGGAGCUUCGUGUAGUUUUCCAAGAGCCACGUACUAACGAUCCGCUGUUUGAACACCAGUCCAUUAUUAGACAACUCAAGCAACGGUGACGGCAGGGAGAACAUGCCUUGUACUAAGAAUGCUUAGUUUCAAAUUAUUUUGAUUGAAUUAACUCGAUUAUUUAGUUCUUUACUGUGCCUUUACAGGUAAAGAGAAUUUGAACGUUCCGUCCUCGAUAGACCGAGAAACAUGUCCUUUCCACGUCGUAGUUUGGCGGGAAAUUGCUGAAAUGUAUUCAUCACAGACAGAGUGCAUUUCACCACAGGCUUACUAUCCUCCUGUUGUUAUCAUUUCAUUCGACCUUAACUUUGUAAUAGAUCAUUUACGGGAAAUAAUUCUGAUGAUAACAACGGGAGGAUGGCAGGGCUGUGAUUUUGCGUCUGGCUCUUUGAACUUUCCAUUGUUUUCUUCCGUUGCCUUCCGUCAUCUACGCCUUGGUCCCCUAUUGCUAGCUUGGCCUCACACAGCUGAUCAUCUGUUGAAGCAAUGUUUGCGAAGCACCACCAUAUCAUGCCACACGGUGAUGUAAACCGCAAAGCAUGCUGGUCCACAGCCUUCUACCAGGCGUUCUUGCCCGGGUUUCUGUCGGUCUUCCUGUGGUCGACGUGGUGACGUCACACGAAGCGAGUUAACGGUACAUUGGCAUUAGAAAUGGCACAAAGAUUAGAGGGAAAGAUUUAAAGUUCCGCCAAUGGAAUCAUUUCCGAGCUCAAGCAACCGGGUAGGAACGCCUUGAACUAGGUUUCCUGGAUGUAGCAUUACUACGUGUUUUCCAUGCUCGAAAAUCCAGCAUACUUUGCGAACGUUCCCAAAGGUUCCCAGCGUUAAUGUAAGUCAUUUUCCGGGCAAGAUUUUCGUGGCCGAGAAAAAAAACCUUGGCUCCUCCAGCAUGCAUAUUUUCUCGCGGCUAGGACUGUUUAGAUGGUUCUUCAGGAUAACAUUCCUUCAUCUGGGAAAACAAUUUCACCGUCGAAGAAACGCUUACUUUUCGCCAAUCCAUACGUACAAACAAAUUUUGUAGAAAUGGGGCAAGCGUCUUUAACCUAAAUUUCGGCAGUCACUUAUACUCCAACCUCGUCCCCAGGGUCUUCUGGGUAAUUUUCAAAACGCCAUAUUGAAAAUUACCCAGAAGACCCUGGGGACGAGGUUGCUUAUACUCGACAUUUCCGGUAUUUUCAUUGAUUACCUAAAUUACAAGAUUCAAGUUUCGUUUUAAAUUCUUGUUAUCUCACAUGGCAACUAAAAUAUUAUGGUGUAUUAGUGGUGGUACUUUGAUUUAUUUUGGUAUAAUUUGCACCAUUCCUAGUGGUAGGUCGAAAACAUUUAUUUGGGGGGGGGGGGGGGUAGGUUAGGUUUUUGCCCACAAGCGGUUAUACUUACAAUUCGAUGCGCGCUAGCGUGGCCAUCUCAUGAGGUUGCGUAGGAACCUACUAUCUGGUUGAUUACUAGUCAACCGGCAGAGCCAAGAGGUGCUUCAGUUGCACGAAAAUAUUCUUUUAGUUGUAAAGCAUCUACAAAUCAAUACUGUGAUGUUCGCAUGCUAACUUUCUAGAAAAACACGGCCACGGUAGCGCGCGUCGCUACCAAAUUUUGUGCCUACAAUCCAGAGACAAGAAGUUCAUCAAUAUUGUGUACCAAGAACACAACAUUGCUUGAAACAAAAGCACUGUCUUAGCCAUUUGUAUGAGGCAUGCUAGAUUCAAACCUUUUUCUCGAGUAACUUUUUUUUCGAGUUUGGUAGCUUUAAAUGUUCUCAGCUGUCGGUAAAUCGGCUUAUAAUUAUUAUAUUUUGUAUUAGAAAAUAUUAUCAUAAAGAGGAAAAAAACAUUUGUAUUAAUAUAGGUAGAUAGGUGAUCUGAUUAUUAUUAAUAUAUGAUUUGAAAUGGCCAAAUAAAGUGUUUUUUAGCUCCUUGGUA